This is a messenger RNA of Prunus dulcis (almond), 2431 nucleotides long. Its product is annotated as serine/threonine-protein kinase SRPK. NCBI's taxonomy places the organism in Eukaryota, Viridiplantae, Streptophyta, Magnoliopsida, Rosales, Rosaceae. The record is from RefSeq and is a predicted model, not a curated record. Gene Ontology annotation, molecular function: ATP binding; protein kinase activity. The transcript has 4 exons. Gene Ontology annotation, biological process: regulation of mRNA processing; spliceosomal complex assembly; protein phosphorylation. Bases 442 to 2097 code for a protein of 551 amino acids.
UGAUCAUUAGUUUUUCAUUUUAUAUUUAUGAAAACAGAAAAAGAAAAAAAAAGGUAGCACAGCACAGAUGAGUGAGAUGGAUCGUUAGCUUGUUAAUAAUGAGGAGGAGGAUGAUGACACCUCACUGAACCUCAAGAAGAUGAAGAAGAAGAUAUCCAAAACCCAUUUUCAUAUUUUUCUUGGUUUUUACUUGGAAACCCCCUAACCCCACCACUCCAAGACAAAACUGUUAAAGAAGAUGACUAACAAAUACACAUAUUUCUUUGCUUCUCAGUUUCUCAGGCUCCCUUCUUGACUCAGUAACCAAGAUAACGCCUUUUUUAUAUAUAAAUAAAUAUAUUUCAAAUUUCACCAAUACCCAAAUCACAAUUUCCAAUUGGGAACCCGAAAACCCUAGAAAGAUCGGAUUUUGAAGUGGAUCUGUUGGGGAAGAAGAGGAGGAUGGGGGAUAAUCAGGACGACGAUCGGAGCCAGAGCAGUGACUACACGUCGGAGGACGAAGGCACCGAAGACUACAGGCGAGGAGGCUACCACGCUGUUCGAAUCGGCGACACUUUCAAGAGCGGACGGUAUGUCGUUCAGACGAAGCUCGGUUGGGGCCAUUUCUCCACCGUCUGGCUCGCUUGGGACACCCACCACUCUCGUUAUGUUGCUCUGAAAGUGCAAAAGAGUGCUGACCACUACACUGAAGCGGCAAUGGAUGAGAUAACCAUCUUGAAACAGAUUGCAGAGGGGGACACAGAUGAUAACAAAUGUGUAGUGAAGCUUCUGGACCAUUUUAAGCAUUCGGGUCCGAAUGGACAACAUGUUUGUAUGGUUUUUGAGUACUUGGGUGAUAAUCUGUUGACGCUUAUUAAGUAUAGUGAUUACCGCGGGGUACCACUCCAUAUGGUUAAGGAGAUUUGUUAUCAUGUUUUGGUUGGAUUGGAUUACUUACAUAGACAGCUCUCGAUUAUACACACUGAUUUGAAGCCGGAGAACAUAUUGUUGUUGUCAACGAUAGACCCUUUCAAGGAUCCAAGAAAGUCAAGCGCGCCUCUUAUUCUUUCAAGCAGUAAGGACAAGGAUGCAUCGGAGUCAGGGUUUGCAAAGGCAUUGAAUGGGGAUUUGAGUAGGAACCAGAAGAAAAAGAUUAGAAGAAAGGCUAAACGAGCGGCUCAAGGAUGUGCGGAUAGAGACGAAGCUGAUGCUGAUCUAGAAACAUCCACCGAAGUAGAGUCAUCUCCUAAUACAAAAUUGAAUGUGCAUUCCGGCGAAAAUCAGGCUACUAGUUCUGUCACUAUGAGUAGAUCAUCAGAUGCUGAUGGACCAAAGCGCACUCGCCCAGGAAGUCAGGGUAGUAAGAGAGGGAAUCGCACCACAAGGCAGAAGUUGUUGGCAUCAAUUGACCUGAAGUGCAAAUUGGUUGACUUUGGGAAUGCAUGUUGGACUUACAAACAGUUCACAAACGAUAUCCAAACAAGACAGUAUAGGUGUCCAGAGGUGAUCCUUGGCUCAAAGUAUUCUACCUCAGCAGAUCUUUGGUCUUUUGCUUGUAUUUGUUUCGAGCUUGCAACUGGUGAUGUACUCUUUGAUCCCCACAGUGGCGACAACUUUGACAGGGAUGAGGACCACUUAGCAUUGAUGAUGGAGCUUCUUGGAAUGAUGCCACGGAAGAUUGCUUUAGGUGGUCGAUAUUCCCGAGAUUACUUUAAUAGAUAUGGUGAUUUGAGGCACAUCCGUCGCUUGCGUUUUUGGCCCCUGAAUAAGGUUCUUGUAGAAAAGUAUGAAUUCAGCGAGCAAGAUGCAAGUGACUUAACUGACUUCCUUGUUCCCAUCCUCGACUUUGUCCCUGAGAAACGGCCUACUGCUGCACAAUGCCUUCUUCAUCCAUGGAUUAAUGCAGGUCCUCGACUAUUGGAACCAUCUAUAGCUUCUGAUAAGAAACCAGGCGUGGACCAUGACACGACUGAAAAGAACAAGAGGGAAAAAGAUGAGAGGGAGGCAAUGGAGGCUGGAGUGGAAAAUAUUGCCAUUAAUUCCGAUUCUAAACCUGUCAAAGACCUCCCAUCUAGUAGUAAACCCUCCAAGGCGGCCGUAAGUAGUUCAUCCAGGUAGAAUCCUAGGAUAAUUUUUGUCUACGGAAUAUGCCUCUUCAUCAGUUUUCUUGUUGGGCUGUGAGAUUGCUUCGAUUGGCUUGACUUACAAAUUUAUUUUGCGGGAUUGCUUCUAAUGCUGGCAAACUUCAGCAUAAGGAAGUUUGAUGCUCCGGUUACAAGUGAACCUUCUUUCAAGCGCAAUUGGCAAACACUGUACACUUCUCCUACAACCAGAUCGUCUGUGAAAAUGUUCAUUUCAAUGUGAUUCAUGUACUGAACUCCAAUCGUGAUAUUGGGACUCUUGGAACACUAAAUCACAUAAUGUUCUUUUUAUUUUUAUUUUUAUUUUUAUU